AUGUUUGUACACACUCGCAACAGCACGCCUGCUGGCACGCCCCGACUCACUCUUGCCCGUUUCCUGGGAGCCGCGCCAAGUUGUCCGAACGGUCUGAACCGACGAGCGGAACUUUCGGUUUUCGGACGCGGAAGUCCGGACGCCCUCUUUCAUUUCUACCCCGCUCAGCUCGUCCGUGGAGGUGUGGCCCAGCUGACGCCGUGGAAACGCAUCGCCAAUUAUUUAUAACUUCCGUUUCGGGCGAUGGCGAAGCGACGGAGGAGCGCGUAUCUUGGGCGGCUGUCGUCACACGCGUCGGCACGCGCUGAGUGAGGGACGUUCGAGCGUUGGCGGAGGCGGCCUAGGCCUACACGCUGCGGUCUCGGCGCUUUUGGCCAGCUGGCCUGUGAGCAUGGAAGCCCUUUAACCUCCCUGAAUCGACGAUGGCUUCUGGGAUGCUGCUGCGGAGUCGGUGCAAAGAUGGUUGCCGGUGCGACGAGCACACGGCGCUCGCUUCGUCGAGGAGGGUGCUGGAGCGGGUCGGCAGUGGCAACUCGGACGGUUUGGCGCAGUACCGCCUCAUCGACUUCGCUCCGACCUCGCACUCGACCCCCAUUGGUCUUCGGAUUGGCAGACCGGAGCAUUGGGCAGCCAGGCAGCAGGGCAUCCUGAAAACAGAAAGCACAACCAGCCUGCAGAAGACUGUGCAUUUCGAAGACCAGCAAAGUACGGACAGAGCGACCAGCCUGCAGAGUACGGUGCAGUUUGAAGGCCGGCAAAGAACUGACAGGGCGACCAGCCUGCAGGAGACGGCGCGAUUCGAGGACCAUCAAGCGACGGAAAACCACAUGUCGGAGUCCUCGACCGACCGCCUCCGACAGCAUGGCUGGCACCAAAACGGCUGGGCCUCCUCAUCCCGCUCGCAGUGGGUACGUGACAAGGAGUACUCGGAAAGCGAGGAGCAAGUGGAGCAGUGGAACGAAGCACGUUCCAUGACGACCACCGACGCCCGAUGGGGGAGGAUGGCACUCGAAGCAAGGCCGGGCAAGCGGAAGAUCUACGUGGUCACGAGCGAGACCACGGAGGCUCGACAUGUCCAGUGGGACGCGGACGCCCUGCCGGUCGCUUCCCCACCGUUUUCCUUUGCCACACAAAACCUCUGGCGGCGCGUCGAAAAUUUUUCGAGCAGCGUGACGCGGUACAUGUACCUGGCUGCCUGCUGGCUCUUCGUCGCGGACACCUGGCUGCUCUCCAGGGUGUCCCGGGCGCGAAGAAGAUGGGUGCUGGCCUUGCUGCUGCCGCUGCUUCUCUGGGCCUGUGCACCCGUCGCACCACCUCUCUCUUGGCCGUCGUGGGGGGUCCCGGUGACUUCUGUCGAGCAGGGCUUCUCCUGGGCGGGGUCGACCGGCUGGGCGGCCCUGCAAGGCCUGGCCGCAUUCCUGCCGACCUUCCCCGUCUGGUCCCCGCGGGAACGGGCCCCAAACCCUUGCUUGUCUGAUGACCGCCUGGAGGACACGGUCCGGUCAGUGCUGGAACAACGCAUCCACCACCUGGAAGACAAGUGGUCCCAGCAGGACCGUGCACACACGCAGGGCACGCUGGAAGACCUCGAAGGGCUCAAACGCCGCCUGGAGGACCAGGAAGCCACGGCACGCCUGUUGCUGGCAAGGGAUCCAUGCGAAUCCUGCAAGGACGCCCUGGCCGGGACCGUGGACUCCCGCAUCCUGGUCAAGCUGGACGAGGUCCUGGGGGACGCCAAGGCCCUGCGGCACUCGGCGGGGCUGACCGAGGACCUCCUGAAGCGGGAGGCCCUCCUGGAGGAGAGCGUGGCACUCCUGGGGAAAGAGGUGGCGGCUGCCAGAGAGGCUGCGGCGGAGGCCAGGCGCCUGGCCACCCUGCCGCGAGAAGUCCCGGAGCGGCGGGUGGCGGCGACGUCGGACCAUGACGAGACGCUGCGCAUCGUCCGGGACGCCCUGCGCUUGUACGACGCCGACAAGACGGGCCAGGCCGACUUUGCCUUGGAGAGCGCCGGGGGCUCUGUGGUCAACACCCGCUGCACCGAGACUUACAGCGGGGGCGCCAUCCGCUACGAGCUGCUAGGCUUCUCCCUGUGGACCUUCGUGCGCACUGCCCGCACCGCCAUCCAGCCGCAAAUGCAUCCGGGGGAGUGCUGGGCCUUCCGAGGCUCCCAGGGCCACCUGGUGGUGCAGCUGGCGAGACGCGUCCGCCCCACCUCGUUCGCCGUCGAGCACAUCCCCAAGGAGCUGGCCGUUUCGGGCAGCCUGGACAGCGCCCCCAAGGACUUCCACAUCCUGGGCCUGGACUCCGAGACGGACCACGUGGGAAAACUCCUGGGCAAGUACACGUACGACCUGGAUGGAGAGCCGCUCCAGUACUUCCUGGUUCAGGACCCCGACCCCGGCAGCUUCCGGUUCGUGGAGAUGAAGAUCCUGAGCAACCACGGCCACCUCGAGUACACCUGCCUCUACAGGUUGAGGGUGCACGGGGUGCCCAGCGACUGAGGCCGCACCGCGCCACCCUCUCCUAGCCGCAUUGUAGAUAACAUCUUCACUGCCAUCCGCACUCGCCAGCUCGUGCCCCCUCGCACGUCGGUGGAGCCGCCCGGGGAGCAGCGUGGGAUGUGCCUGAGCUGCCGGAGAGUGUGAUCUGCAUUGGGGGGACUCGCCGUCCGGCGGUGUUGUGUUGCGGGUACCCCGUACUGCACGGGCCAACAGCUGGUAGAAGUGGAGCUUAAUUUAUUUCAAGUUUUGCAGUUCGUGUUCCUUUUUCUUUUUUUUAAUCCCACAAGCCGAUUUGGGUGUACAUAAUAGUAGUUCCAAGUGCCAACAUUGCCCUCUCGACGAGAAAAGUAUAGUGGCGCAGAUGCGAGACGCUGCUUGUUAGUUGCACCGGUGUACAUAUGUUUUUUGCUGAAGAAGUUUAUUGUUUGUUGAUGCCUCGUGUGCCUUAGUAUGUUUAUGUUGCAAUCUUUCUAAUUCUUUAACGGAUGCGCAUUCUUCAUUCUCGUGCCUGAGAGGAAUGAUUGGUGUUUUAGCCUUUUUCCCCUUUUUAGAGAAAUAAAGACAAUUGCAAUGACA
Molecule: messenger RNA, 3077 nt
Organism: Ixodes scapularis (black-legged tick)
Lineage: Eukaryota; Metazoa; Arthropoda; Arachnida; Ixodida; Ixodidae
Exons: 16
Coding region: 423-2501 (692 amino acids)
Biological process (GO): nuclear envelope organization
Cellular component (GO): meiotic nuclear membrane microtubule tethering complex; nuclear envelope
Molecular function (GO): protein-membrane adaptor activity
Source: RefSeq, a predicted model, not a curated record